This is a messenger RNA of Parnassius mnemosyne (clouded apollo), 1173 nucleotides long. The record is from the annotation of a GenBank genome assembly. NCBI's taxonomy places the organism in Eukaryota, Metazoa, Arthropoda, Insecta, Lepidoptera, Papilionidae.
AUGUUAAGCAAUGGCACAGCACGCCCAUCGGAAAGUCCGUGGUCGUCACCCCUUUAUUUGGUACCUAAAAAGAAUAACGGGUGGCGUCCAUGCGGUGAUUACCGACGACUUAACGCACGGACCAUACCAGACAGGUAUCCCAUCCGCCAUAUCCAUGACUUUGCUCACGCUAUUUCUGGUUACAACAAGUGCAAGAUCUUUUCAACUAUUGACCUUGUAAAAGCCUACAAUCAGAUUCCUGUUUUUGAGGAGGACGUUGCAAAAACAGCAAUUACUACACCCUUUGGCCUGUAUGAGUUCCCAUUCAUGGGCUUCGGUUUGCGUAACUCUGGGCAAACUUUCCAAAGGUUUGUUGAUGAGAUGACCAGAGGCCUCGAUUUCUGCUACUGUUUUCUCGACGAUUUCCUUGUCUUCUUGAAAACAGAAGCAGAACAUCGAGACCACCUUCACCAACUGUUUAACCGAAUGAAGGAAUACGGUAUCCUCAUAAACUCGUCAAAAUGUGUCUUCGGAGCUAGCGAGGUGUCAUUCUUAGGACACCAUAUCUCAGAAGCCGGUUCUAAGCCUUUGAACUCAAAAGUCGAGGCUAUACAAAAUUUUCCACCUCCGAAAACCAUACGCCAGCUAAGGAGAUUCCUGGGCAUGGUAAAUUUUUACAGGCGCUUUCUACCAAAUGCGGCUAGGAUUCAGCUGCCGCUGAAUGCUUUACUUUCCGGUUUGGUCAAGGCGUCUCAACCGAUCGAUCUCACCGGGGAAGCACUAGCUUCCUUCAAUGAGUGCAAGAACAGCCUUUCCCAAGCUGCUCUACUCGCACACCCUGACUGCAACGCCAAACUUGCUCUGGUAACAGAUGCAUCAGAUUUGGCUAUGGGUGCAGUUUUGCAGCAGUUUAAGGAUGGUUUUUGGCAACCUCUUGCUUUCUUUUCUCGAAAGCUAAGUCCUUCCCAAAUGAAGUACUCACCAUAUGACCGUGAGCUUUUGGCGAUAUAUGAAAGCAUAAAAUAUUUUCGGCACAUGCUAGAGGCCAGGCACUUUGUAGCAUAUACUGACCAUAAGCCGCUCAGUUACGCUUUUCAUGAUAGGAAAGUCAACUGUUCGCUGUCGUCAGUACCGCUACCUCGAUUACAUCUCGCAGUUCACGACCGAUAUCCGCCACAUUUCGGGCAAGGAUAA